AUGGGCGCGCUGGAGCCGGGCACCGGAGCCCCCCGCCCCGCCGCCCCCAUGCUCAGCGCCGCCGCCACCUUCGCCAAGGAGCCGCCGGGCCCCCGGGACACCUCCGCCUCGUACUACGGUGAUGGGGGGGCAGCGGAACCGGGAGCCCCCCCGCUCCCUUACGGCGCUCCCGGCGGCUUCGGCGGCAGGUUCCUGGGGCCGUGCCCGCCUUACCGGGCGCCGCCGCCUCCCGCCGCCCCGGUGGAGGGUUUCGCGGGCGCGGAGGGCGGUUUCGGCGGCGGGGGGGCCCCGCUGUGCCCCCCGCUCUGCGCCCUGCCCGGGUACCGCGCGGCAGGGAAGGUGCAGGUGAUGCUCAACAACUACCCGCUCUGGGCCAAGUUCCACAAGCACCAGACCGAGAUGAUCAUCACCAAGCAGGGCAGGCGCAUGUUCCCCUUCCUCAGCUUCAACCUGUCGGGGCUCAACCCCGUGGCCCACUACAGCGUGUGCGUGGACGUGGUGCUGGUGGACCAGCACCACUGGCGCUACCAGGGCGGCAAGUGGGUGCAGUGCGGGAAAGCCGAGGGCAACAUGCCAGGGAACCGCCUGUACCUGCACCCGGACUCUCCCAACACGGGCGCGCACUGGAUGCGGCAGGAGGUUUCCUUCGGGAAGCUCAAGCUCACCAACAACAAGGGCGCGUCCAACAACGUCGGGCAGAUGAUCGUGCUGCAGUCGCUGCACAAGUACCAGCCCCGGCUGCACGUGACGGAGGUGAAGGAAGGGGAGGGGGAGGACGGGUACCCCUCCCCACACACCCACACCUUCGCCUUCCCCGAGACGCAGUUCAUCGCCGUCACGGCCUACCAGAACGCUGAUAUCACCCAGCUGAAGAUCGACCACAACCCCUUCGCCAAAGGAUUCCGGGACAACUUUGACUCGAUGUACACGGCCUCGGAGAGCGACCGCCUCACCCCGUCCCCGCCGGAGGGGCCCGGCUGCCAGCAGCUCCUGCCAGCCCCCCGCUUCCAGCCCUUCCUGCCCGAGCAGUACCCGCUGCCCCGGCCGCUUCUUCGGGGGACCGGGGCUCCCCCUCUGCCCCUGCCCCCAAGGACCCCCCACUGGUACUUCCCCCAGCAGCCCCCGCCGCCGGCCGCUGAGUACGGCGGCUGCGGCGGGGGCUACGGGAGGGGCAAACUGGUGCCCUCACGGGUGAGACCCUUAGCCCUGCCGCCCACCCCGCACCCCCUGCCCUACUACCCCGAGGGGCCGGGGGGCUUGAGUGACAGGGGCUGGAGCCCCGGGCAGUACGGCCCCAAGGGCAGCGCCGGGGCUCUGGGCUGGUACCGGGAGCCCCGCGACGAGAAGGGCAAGGAGGUGGAGGGCUGGGCCCCCGAGCCCCCCGCCCCCGCCUCGGGGGACUCGUCGGACUCGGGGCUGUACGAGUGCAAACGGCGCAGGGUGUCCCCCUACCCCUCGAGCACCGAGAGCUCCCCCCCGCCCCGCAACGGAGACCUCUACGACAAGGACCCGCUCGCCGACGGGGGCUACUACGGCUUCUAUGGCAACUGA
Molecule: messenger RNA, 1551 nt
Organism: Myiozetetes cayanensis
Lineage: Eukaryota; Metazoa; Chordata; Aves; Passeriformes; Tyrannidae
Gene: TBX21
Product: T-box transcription factor 21
Biological process (GO): positive regulation of DNA-templated transcription; cell fate specification; lymphocyte migration
Cellular component (GO): nucleus
Molecular function (GO): RNA polymerase II cis-regulatory region sequence-specific DNA binding; DNA-binding transcription factor activity, RNA polymerase II-specific
Source: RefSeq, a predicted model, not a curated record